AAGGGUCACCAGAAUCUAGUCAACUCCCCUAAAUAUUGCACCACACAACAUCAGUCCUGCUCCUCUGCAAAGUACCAGCCCUGUUUUCACCCCGCCCAGGGACAGACUUACAUAGAAUUGCUACAAUAAAGCAAAGCUGGAAAACCAGUAUGGCGGGGGGUUAGACGCAGUGUAGUACAGAAGCAACACGCAGAGGAACAAUUCAAUUAAUGCUAGUUUUUAUUUUAAUUUUUUAAUUCAUUUUUACUGGGAUAAGCUAUAUAGGAAGGGCCAUCAUUUUUAGCAUAAAGUCUACUGGAUCCUAAUGAACCAUUUACUAACCUCAUUCUGGAUGUAUAAUUUUGUGUCCCAGGGACUGCAAACGUUGGAUUUUUUGCCUUUUCGGAAGAAAUGGAGCAUCCAGCUCUUGGCACUUUAUGGCUACCUAGGACAAAGAUCCCAAGACCCCAGGUCCUGCCAGCACACCAGAUACCCCUCAAUAACAGGAACGUGAAAUAAGUUCUCAAAAGCCCAGACUGGAUCAUGAUCACCAUAACGGCUAGUUGACAUCCCUGAGAGCCCCCAGUCUUACGCCUGCAAAAUGAGUCAGUUGUCAGCGAUUCCUGCCUCCAUGAGUGACUUCUGGCUGGAGGUGGAACACAUCAAACAGACACGGGGGUCAGAUGUGGAAGAAUGCAACUCCUCCGAUUCUGGAAUCACAGAAGAUGGUGAGGCAGAGGCAGCCUGGCUGCAGGACACUGGUCUCUCCACUCUCAUUUGUGACCAGUCCCCCCUGGAGAAUAACAUCAUAAUGUCCACCUUGACCCAAACUCAGGCUGCGGCAGUCCGGCGUCGACUGGAUACGUACAGCUACUCCCUCAGGAAACGUUGGAAACACCAGGCCCGGGAUGUCAGAGAUGUGUUCACUGGAAAGGGCAUGGCGGAUGGCUUCUUCAAGAAGAAUGGGAAAAUGCAGACAUUUGAUCCAACACAAGCUCUUGGAAAGGUCUCAACAGUGCCAUAUAUGGGGUCAGAGAGCCAGCACCGCCUUUCCGGGGGUGCCAAUAUUUUAGAUACCAAUGUGGCAUAUUCAGAGCAGGCGGCUACAAAGCAAAAAGAGGAGCAAGCAAGUGUACAGGAUGCAGGAACCUUUCCAAAAUUCCAGCUCAAUAAAGGGAGACUAGGAACAACCCAUGUGUCUGACCUCACCCCCUCUGAUAUGAAGCAGGUACCUGCUUUGGCCCUCAUUGAGUUGACAGCUCUGUGUGACAUCUUGGACUUAGAACUGAAGAGGAACAAGGUCCAAAAGCGCAAGUCUGGUGAGAGCCACCUGUUUGGAGUAGCACUUCCUAGUCUACUGAUUCAGGACCAGAAGCUGGUGCCCGACACAACAGUUCCACUCAUCCUACAAGCGAUCUUUACAUGCAUAGAGAAGAAUGGUAUGGACAUCCAGGGAAUUCUGAGAAUCUCUGGCUCACAAGCUCGGAUCAAGAAUCUACAGCAGCGGCUGGAGAAAGAUUUCUAUGAUGGCCUCUUCUCAUGGGAUGAUGUCCAUCCGCACGAUGCCUCUGGACUCCUCAAACUGUUCUUGCGAGAGCUGCCAGCCCCUUUACUCACCACCCAGAACCUCCCAGCAUUCAUAGCAGUGCAGAACAUUCCAGACCUGAAUCAGAGACUCCAAGCACUAAACCUACUCAUCCUCAUCCUCCCAGAGCCAAACCGUUCUACUUUAAAGGCACUACUGGAAUUCCUGCAGAAAGUGGCUGCAAGAGAGAAAACAAAUCUCAUGUCUCUCUGGAAUGUUUCCACCAUUUUGGCACCUAACUUAUUUCUCUAUCAUGGUGGAAAGAAUCUUGAAAAAGGGGAGAAGCAGCUAGCGGAGGGGACGGCUGCUUUAAUGAUGGCUAUGGUGCAUUACCAGGACCUUCUGUGGACAGUUCCCACUUUUCUAGUGUCCCAAGUACGCAAACUGAAUGAAAGCAGUGCUAAGAGGUCCUUCCGUGAUCGCAGACUGAGGAAUUUCCUGCGUAAAAUCCACACCGAUAAGGAGAGAUCGGAGAAUAGCCAGACUGAGCUUUGUAGACAGGUGAAGGUCCAACCGACCCUUUGGCUGAAAGAGACCUUGGCUGUUCAGGUUGAUGGAGAGACUCGAGCAUCAGAUGUCUUUCAACAGCUAAAAAAGCAGGGACAGAGGGGCUGGGAUGUGGCUAGCACUGUGGGCUUCCUUAGAAGCUCCUCUGAGUACCCAAACCUGGCACUGUUUGAAGUAGGAGGGAAUCUCUGUGAACACCGUCUGGAUCCUGACACCUACUUAAUGGACCUGUACAACAUAAACCCAAAUGCAGAAUGGGUGAUCAAGCCUAGUAGUUCAUCCUUGCCUUCAAACAGGGCAGUAUGAUUGGUUGACACAACACUGGACUUGCCAGUAAUCCCAGGCUGGAUGUAAUAGAAUUGAUCAAUUUUGUAUUGACUGUUGCUGGAUUCUAGUCCACAUUUUAGCCAUGAGGCUGGGGGGGGGGGAAAUAAAAAUGCACUCAUAGGCCUCAGAUGUCAAGCAUCAUUUUAACAUGGACUGCUUCUCAAAGCAUUUUGCUCUGGUAUCCUCACUGUUGGCUUUUUUCUUGGGUCGAUUGUUGCACUUUGUGUUGGACCUCACUAAGGAUCCCUGGGUCAAGGGAACACGUCCAUGCACCCGCUUUAGUUGUAAGAACCGCUGUGAUAUUAUUAUAUGUGGUUUCUGUGCUGGAAUAAAAGGAAGAUAUUCCUUGUCAUUGCCAAGAGAGGGCAUUAGAGUACCCAACAACCAGGCUUGAAAACCCUGGCUAAUAUACUGUACCUCUGCUGCUCUGCAGGUAUGAAAUGCUUCUUUUCUGAAAGAAAAGUGUUUUGUGAUUUAUUUAAAACAUUCAUAAUAAAACCCUAAAAAGAUACAUCAGGCAUUUUUUUUACUCUUUUACUGUGAGCAG
Messenger RNA from Xenopus laevis (African clawed frog), 2945 nucleotides. RefSeq names its product Rho GTPase activating protein 40 S homeolog (gene arhgap40.S). The record is from RefSeq and is a predicted model, not a curated record. Gene Ontology annotation, molecular function: GTPase activator activity. The transcript has 16 exons. Gene Ontology annotation, cellular component: cytoplasm. Gene Ontology annotation, biological process: regulation of small GTPase mediated signal transduction; regulation of actin filament polymerization; signal transduction. The coding region runs from base 581 to 2377 and encodes 598 amino acids. Lineage: Eukaryota; Metazoa; Chordata; Amphibia; Anura; Pipidae.